Messenger RNA from Rana temporaria (common frog), 1909 nucleotides. RefSeq names its product cytochrome P450 2G1-like. Gene Ontology annotation, biological process: xenobiotic metabolic process. Bases 1 to 1524 code for a protein of 507 amino acids. The transcript is spliced from 10 exons. Gene Ontology annotation, molecular function: iron ion binding; oxidoreductase activity, acting on paired donors, with incorporation or reduction of molecular oxygen, reduced flavin or flavoprotein as one donor, and incorporation of one atom of oxygen; heme binding. The record is from RefSeq and is a predicted model, not a curated record. NCBI's taxonomy places the organism in Eukaryota, Metazoa, Chordata, Amphibia, Anura, Ranidae. Gene Ontology annotation, cellular component: cytoplasm; intracellular membrane-bounded organelle.
AUGGAUGUCCUCACUUUGUCUCUCUGCUCGUUUUUGCUCUUCUACUUCAUUAUCUCAGUAUGGAGAAUACAGAAAAUGCGGCUCCGGCUUCCUCCAGGACCGACCCCUCUGCCGUUUAUCGGUAAUCUGCUUCAAGUGAGCUUUGCAUUGUAUCAGUUUUAUCCCAAGCUGCUCAAGCAGUAUGGGCCCAUCUUCACCAUCUGGUUUGGUUCUAAACCAGUGGUAGUGCUUUGUGGGUAUGCAGCUAUUAAAGAGGCCCUGAUCAAUAAUUCUCAUCAAUUUGGUUCUCGUGGAUCCUUACCGAUAUCAGAAAGACUGGCGGAUGGUUAUGGUAUCAUCACCACAAAUGGUGAACGCUGGCUGCAAGUUAGGCGGUUUGCUAUGACCACACUGAGGAAUUUUGGAAUGGGGAAGCGAUCAAUGGAGGAGCGAGUGCAGGAAGAAUCCAGACACCUAAUAAAGGCUAUAGAGGAAACUAGAGGUAAAGCAUUCAAUCCGCACACAGUUCUCGGGCGUGCAGUAAACAAUGUGAUUAACUUGGUGGUAUUUGGGCGGCGAUGGGACUAUGAGGACGAGAACUUCUUGAAAUUUCUCUGCAUCACCAACAAUCUGUUAAAUUUUCUCCGAAGGCCUCUAGGAGUGGCAUAUGCUACAUUUGACAAUCUUAUGAAGCAUCUUCCAGGUCCCCAUCAGAAGGUGUUUGCAGACUGUGAUCAUGUGAAAACUUUCAUCAGUGAGGAAAUUAACUCCCAUAGGAGAUCCCUGGAUCCAGAGUCCCCCCGAGACUUCAUAGAUUGCUUCCUAAUUCAGGCUAACAAGGAAAAAGAUAUGAAGAACAGCGAAUUUUGCCAAGGGAAUCUUCUGAUUUCUGUUUUUGAACUUUUUAUGGCUGGAACUGAGACCACAUCCAGCACCCUACAGUUCAGCUUGCUGGUGAUGAUAAAACACCAAAAGAUUCAAGAGAGGAUACAGGAGGAAAUAGACUCCGUCACCGGGCCGGACAUAAUUCCCAGCAUCGCUAACCGCUUAGAAAUGCCGUACACCAAUGCUGUCAUCCAUGAAAUAAUGAGAUACUUAGACCUUGCCCCAAUGUCACUUGCACAUAAGGUAACAGAGGAUACCAACUUCAGAGGCUUCACCCUGCCCAAGGGGACAACUGUAAUUCCUCUCCUUGGUUCUGCUCUAUCAGACCCAGAGUGCUGGAAGUCACCCUAUGACUUUAAUCCAGAAAAUUUCCUGGAUGAGAAUGGGAAGUUCUGUCCACAUGAAGCUAUGAUUCCUUUCUCUGCAGGAAAGAGGAUCUGCCCUGGGGAAGGUCUCGCUCGGAUGGAGAUCUUUCUGUUCCUCACUGCUCUGCUCCAAAAAUUCUCCUUCCACCCUGCAAAUCCAACCGACACGUUCAACCUGGAGGUGCUUCGACGAGCUAACCGAAAAAAGGGUCUCUCCUACAAUUUUAGAGCCAAUCCUAGAAUGGAGAAAAUGAAUAGACACACAAGUCCAAGACUCAAGGACACACUUCAGUAAUAACAAGGAACAUUAUCUUUUCCAGCAUUUCUAGCGGUCACUUGAUUCUGUAGACCUCUGAAAUGCUUUAUAUGGAAGACUGAGACUCUCAUUCCCUCAGCAUACAGUUCUUUCUCUAGAAGUCUUAAUGCUAAUAAUUCUAUGAACUUAUUUCUUAGCUUGUCUAAGCCUGACACUACAGGUAUUCUGACUCCGAUUGUUGUGAAGCGAUUUAUCCCUUGUGAGACCUCUAUGCCUGGCCUGUAUAAGAUAUAAUCACUGAGGACAAUCCUCAUCAGAUAGCUUGAACUCACCAUAUACCGUUUCCAUCCACAGAGGUGUUCAAACACUUUGGCCCGGAUUCAGAUACAUUUGCAUAUAUUUCGGCGGGCGUAGCGUAUCUCAG